Molecule: messenger RNA, 1602 nt
Organism: Camarhynchus parvulus
Lineage: Eukaryota; Metazoa; Chordata; Aves; Passeriformes; Thraupidae
Product: translation initiation factor IF-2-like
Exons: 2
Coding region: 1-1602 (533 amino acids)
Source: RefSeq, a predicted model, not a curated record
AUGCUGAAGGCAGAGCUGGGAGCGGCCCGUGCUGCAAGCGGCACGGUCAGUGCCACCUCCUCGGCCAGGUGCGCUCGUGGGGCCGCCGGAGGACGGGCACGUGGAGAGACAGACAGGCGGCCGCUCUGGCUUCCGGAACACCGGGGGCACCCGCAAAACACCGCUGGCGCCGCUCUCCCGGCACAGCCCCAGCAGAGCCCCGGCACCUCGCGAGCGGGCUCGGGGCGCCGGGCCCGGAUCCCCGGCGGGGGCGCCGCGCUCGCACGGCGCUCCGUGUCCGCCAGAGGGCGCGCUGCGGGGUCCCGGCCCCACACGGCGGCUCCGCGAUCCCGCACCCGGCGGCGCCCUCUGCCCGCGGCCGUCCCGGGCCCGAAACCGAUCCGGUCCCGGGCCGGAUCCCGAUCCCGGGCCCCAUCCAGAUCCCGAUGCCGCCUCCAUCCUCCCGACGAGGGAGAGGCGGCGCCGCCCGGGACCCCUCGGCAGACCCCGGCAGGACCCGAACGCCCCAUCCCGGCUCCGGCUGUGGCCUCCAUCGCCCGCUUACGGUCAGCCUCGUCCCGGCAUCGUAGCAGGAGCGGGCAUCGAGUCCAGGCUGGGCUUUGCCCAGUCCUCACCCCAAUCUCAACCCCAGUCCGGCCGAGAGCCGCAACCCUCCCGCCGGGGCAGAGAGAGGCAGCCCCGCCGUGCGAGCGGGCACCGGCAGGACUCGGUCUCACAGCCCCGUCCCCGGUCGCGACCCCGCCGCAGCGCUCCGGGCUCCGAGCGGUCCCCGCCACACUGGGCCGGGGCUCACGCAGCGCCGGGCGAGGGUCCCGGGACAGCGGUACGGGGGGCGGGGCCACAGCGUGCGGGCACGGGAUGCUGCAGCAGGACCGCGACGGCGGCCGGGGGUGCAGAUGCCGAGCACUGCUGGGCUCUGCCGAGGUCCCGGGUGUUGCCGCCUGUCCCCUGUCGGGAGGAUGGAGGCGGCACCGGGCCCGGGAUCGGUUUCAGGCCCGGGAUGGCCGCGGGCACGGGGCGCUGCCGGGUGCGGGAUCGCGGCCGUUCCCCGGUGCGGGAUCGCGGAGCCGCCGUGUGGGGCCGGGACCCCGCAGAGCGCCCUCUGGCGGAGACGGAGCGCGGUGCGAGCGCGGCGCCCCCGCGUGGCCGCGGGACAGCGGAGCGGGGGGCGGGGCCGGCACAGGUGUGAGGAGCGGGGCCGGACGGCAUAGGGGGCGGGGCCAGCUCAGGUGUGCAGGGCGGGCGUGGCUCAGGUGCGCGGGGCCCCAGGGCGGCUGCGCGGGGCGGGGCCGAGGUGAUUUAGAGCCCGGAAAUCAGCUCGGCCGCCAUUUGCUCACUCAGAGCACGGUGCGGACGGGAGCUCCCUGUGCGGGCUCCGCAGGGCCCCCCAGUGUGAUGUCGGGAAAGCCGGAGCCCCGGCGCUGUGGGGCGCUGUGUUGCACUGCAAUGGGGGGACCCGCAGAGCGGGUCCGGCCCCGUGUGGGGACCCCGGCGAGGGCGGGGGCGCCGGGCUCCGGCCCUCUGGGCUUUAUUAGUGCCCGGCACCCCGAGCCCCGCGGCUGCGAGGGAAGAAGGAGAGCGGGGAAUGGAGAACGAGAAUAG